CCGGCUGUAGCUUGACUGGAGGGUUUCUCUGUCUGGUGUGGCAUUCACAUCCAGCAUCGCUUGGCUUCCCCUGCUCACUGGCCUGACUCCAGGGACUUGAAGUAGGCAGAACAGACAGACAGACAGCAAAGAAGGGCAGAGUGCAUGUAUGCUGGAGAGAGAUAAGUGAGUUCAUAAGUAGGAGGGAAAAAAACAGAGGUCCACGGAAUAGAAAAAAAAGGAAGAAACAGGUGAGAAGGCAACCAGUUGAAAAGGAAUCUAAAAGACCCAGUACUAAAAAGAGGUUGAUCAGCUGACAAUACAAAUCCACUGACAUGGCAGCCAUGGAAGCACUGGAAUCGUCAAGUAGCCUGCUGGAGCCUCAAACCCUCACUGAGAUCUCAGACGAUGAGGUCAAUCUCCCACCUUCAGAUGAUGAAGAUGAUGCCCUUGCCGCAGCCAAGAAAGAGCUGUCGAUCUUGGGUACAGAGGGGGACAACACUGAAGACAAGGACGAGGCAGCGAAGCUGGACCCACAGGCAAAUGGGGUUGUGGUACUGUCUUUGCUUGACAAGAUCAUUGGAGCUGUGGACCAGAUCCAGCAGACCCAGAGUGGGCUGGAGGCCAGACAGCAGGAGAUGGAGCGUUCAGUGACCAGCAUCCAAGGCGAGCUGACAAAACUGUCCAAGAGCCACAGCACCACAUCCAACAGCGUCAAUAAGAUGAUGGAGAAGGUACGCAAGGUGAGCGUCAACGUCAAGACAGUGCGGGCCACAUUGGAGAAGCAAGGAGGCCAGAUCAAGAAGCUGGAGAACAACGAGGCAGAGCUGCUUAAGAGACGCAACUUUAAAGUCAUGAUCUAUCAGGAUGAAGUGAAGAUUCCCUCAAAGCUCAGCAUCUCUAAAUCCAUGAAAGUUUCUGAGUCUGUGUCAGGAAGCAGAGGUGGCAGUAUGCUAGAGCUCAAAGAAGCUGUGGAAGAGCCUGGAGAGGAGGGAGAAGGUGAAAAGGUAGACAGACCCCAUAUAGAUCUCUCAUCAGAUGAGGAGGGUGUGGAGAUUGAGGAGACCAUUGAGGAGUCUCGAGCUGAACGGAUCAAGCGCAGCAGCCUGCAGCGUGUGCAAACCCUGAAGACCGUUUUCUCAAAGGAGAAGAUGGAUAAGACCAGAGCAAAAACCAAAGAGAACCUGGAGAAAACCCGACAAAAAACCAAGGAGAACCUUGAAAAAACAAAGCAGAAGACAAAGGAGAAUCUGGAAAAGACAAAGCAGAAAACCAAGGAGAAUUUAGAAAAGACCAAGCAGAAGACCAAGGAGAACCUGGAGAAGACACGUCACAAUAUUGAGAAGAAGAUGGGAAAACUUCAAACGCGCAUGAGUGUCAAUCCUGACCGCAAACAGAAGAUGAAGACAUCCAGUGACAAGAUGAAGAAGGCCUUUACACCAGACCACGUUGUUUAUGCUCGGUCCAAGACUGCUGUGUACAAGGUGCCCCCCUUUACCUUCCAUGUCAAGAAAGUUCGUGAAGGUGCUGUUGAAGUGGUUCAAGGCACUGAGAUGGUGGAGGUGUCCCAGGAUGCUGACCCCUUCAGUGGGGUAGAUGCAGACGUUGAGGAAGGCGGAGUGGAGGUUGAGAUGGAGAUGAUGAAUGGAGGUGGGGAUGACGAAGAGAUUGACGAAGAUGAAGAGGAGGAAAGCCAUGAUGCCUUGGAGGAGAAUGAGGACAGGGAUAGAGACAGCGACUAAAUAUAGAACAAGGAAUUUGCCAAGACCAUUACAAAAUCCUUUGCACCAUCCCUAAGGUUCUUUUGUAAAACCUAAAAAAAAAAUGUUGGGAUUGAGAACACUAAAAACACUAAAAAAUGAUUGAGGCUGAUUACAAAUAGGUCCUAUUUUUGUAAUUCUGGCCAUUAUUCUUUCCAGUUAAGAUACCUUUGUACUCAUUAAAGUACUUCAUGAGAACAUGGCAAUGUCACUACAGGUUUGACUGAUCAGUCAGAUGAUCAGACAGGUGGUGAACAAGUGAACAGAAAUGAUGCAUCAAAAUUUAUCACAACAGCCGCCUGUACAAACAUAACAACAGUAAAUAUUGCAGCCUAGUAAUGUCUGCCUUUGUAUUCUCUUCUGAAAGAAAUUGUAACAUAUAGUGUGAAUGCUGCCACUUGUAAGUAGAAUUUUUACUUUCUGCCCAUCACCAAAGAGCUGUCAGACAAAGCGAGCUAUGUGAUCAUGAAGAAAGAACAUUUAGCAGCUAAGGAGACAGAUAUUUUCCUCAGGUUGGACUAACUACAAUAUAUUGGGACAUAUGCAACUCCAAAACAAUGCCAAUUUUUCUUGUUUGCUAGAGUUGUAAAUAAGUGUUGACUAAUACAUUUUUACACACUUUAUGAAGUGUGAUAGAUGUUGUGCUCUCUACAGCUACUUGUGCUGCCUUUAAAAGUUCAAGAAAUGUAAAAAAUCAAAGUUAGGACCAGGUAGAAUUUGAAAAACUACAUAUUGCAUAAACAGUGGGAAAAAAUGGAAGAUAGUAGUUACCUAUGUCUUUGCUCAUUUUUAAAUUCCAGCAGCUAAUCUGUCCAUGAGUUGUUACAUUUCCAGUUCUCAACAGGUAACUUGGUCAAGACAGUAUUAUUACUAAGAACAGGAAUGAUGGCCAAAACUACAAAAAUAAGACUCAAGUUGGAAAAAUGUAAUUAUCAUUUAACAAGUUUUAUUUUAUUUGACUACAGAUUGUGUGCCUAAAAAUCAUAAUUGAAAUGAUUUAAUGGAUGUCUUCCAACAUUUCCAAAAGCACUUGAUGGGUUGUUUAGAGUCUGUUUGUAGUUUGUGGAGUAAAUGAUAAUGAAUUAAUAAAGGAAGACACAAAGUGGAAAGAGGAGCAUCAACUUUGCUGUGGGUGGGGCUGAGGAAGAUAAGAUGGGCAGCAGGUGAACUGGCACAAGGGGAGGACACCGUCAUCAUCAUCAUCCCCGAAUUUCAUUUUCUGUCCCAUGUUUUAUGUCAGGACACUAACCAUUCACAACUAGUGUGAUGAGAAUAUGGAAAUGACUCUCCUGUCCAUUGAAUUUCAGUAGUGUUUGAUGAAAAUGAUUUUGGGUAUAGCAUAUUCCCAACACACUGAGUAUAUAUUCAUGCUUAACCAGAAAUUCUUUGUGCUUCAGAUAUAUCACAUAUCACACACACAAAACUAUUCCUUCCACUUCUAUGCUGUUCAGCUGUUGAAUGCUUAAGUGUUAUUCUACUCUGCUUAAUUUACCGUAUUUAGAGGCUCAGUGAUGUCUGUUAUAAUGUUUAGGUUUUGAUGUGCACAAGUAUUUCUGUAUGAUUUGUAUAUGAACACUCUUGACAUUAGGCUGAUGUUGUCUCUUUUUCAUUGCUGUCAGAAUGUAGCCUAAUGGCGGUCUCUUCAGCUCAACUCGUUUCAUGCAGUAUUUUUAUGUAACAAGUUGCUGCCAUUGUUCCCAAAAAAGAAUCAUUACCUGUGAAAAUGAAGGUCUGCAAAAUAUAACGUAGAGACAUCACAUUUCCCUCACUAAUGAAAUUUAUGUGUUUUUUUUCUGAUGAAAAUUUUGUUCUUUAAAAUCUGUUAUGAGUUAUUCAAAAAUGUGUUCCAUAAAUAAACUUAAUAAGGACCAAUACUUUCCGCACAUCUCACAAACCUCUGGUGGAACCAGUUUAGACUCUAGUCGACGCUGUGAGUGUGUAUAACUGCUGCGGUCUGACACUGACCCCUAGUGUCCAGUCAUCUCACUAUAAUUGUUUCUGCUCCAGAUUAAAGGUGCAUUUUACCAGAUCUUCCAACGUCAUUUCAAAUGACAAUUUUAUUCAGAUAUGCCUACUAUUAUUCAGAUUUGCUUGUUUGAAAUAAGAUGUAUAAAUGUGUUUCAUAUUUUUGCCACCACUGGUGGUAUUUUAGGAGUGCCUUGCAAAAAUGAAUUUAAGGAUUCAUUUUUUUCUCUCUUGAAUGUUUUGCAUUUUUGUCGCCUAUACAUUUCCAUCUGCAUAUACAUUUUCUUAACUAAUCCUGGUGAGGGGAUGGGGGAGGUUGCAACUUUUCCAGGCAUACUGAAGGGUGUUCACCCUGGGCAGGUCUGCAGUCCAAAGAGCUAAUGCUGAUAGAAACAAAGGAUACAUGUUUGAAUCCAAGUAAGAGCAUUUGUCGUCACCACAGUAUGUGUACUGUCAAAGUUUAGUUUCAAGCUCAAACUCAUCACCAUUUCAUGUGUGUUCCCUUUUUCAUAUAAUGUGAAGCACUCCCAGUGCAGAUUUAUAGCGGCAGUUUUGUUAUCUGCUCUCUGCACUUCUUCUGUGUUUAGCCUUCGAGCCAAUUUAUUAUAGUGUUCACACAGAUUUUACAGUGCAACAAAUGACCCUUACAACUACAUGCAAACAAGUAUUUUAUCCUUUUCAUGUACAGUUGUGGUAGAGACCUUCAGUGGUUUAAUGCUCAAACCUUCAAAAUGGAUCAACAAUGCCAUGUCUGUCAGAGCAGUAACAACAUGCAGCUGCAGCGAGGCCUGGUGCCAAUGAAACACAAAAUGUAGUUCACAUUUAACUGUUUCCUUGCUUUUGUUUUGUCAGUAACUCUGUAUAAUGUUGCAUUGCUUAACCACUAAUGAUUUAAUUAAUAAAAGCUAUUUGGUUCACA
Stegastes partitus (bicolor damselfish) is the source of this 4623-nucleotide messenger RNA. RefSeq names its product polymerase I and transcript release factor-like. Gene Ontology annotation, molecular function: rRNA primary transcript binding. The record is from RefSeq and is a predicted model, not a curated record. Lineage: Eukaryota; Metazoa; Chordata; Actinopteri; Pomacentridae. The transcript is spliced from 2 exons. Gene Ontology annotation, cellular component: caveola; cytoplasm. Gene Ontology annotation, biological process: transcription initiation at RNA polymerase I promoter; termination of RNA polymerase I transcription. The coding region runs from base 315 to 1721 and encodes 468 amino acids.